Diospyros lotus (date-plum) is the source of this 1216-nucleotide messenger RNA. RefSeq names its product nuclear transcription factor Y subunit C-2. NCBI's taxonomy places the organism in Eukaryota, Viridiplantae, Streptophyta, Magnoliopsida, Ericales, Ebenaceae. Gene Ontology annotation, molecular function: DNA binding; protein heterodimerization activity; DNA-binding transcription activator activity, RNA polymerase II-specific. Gene Ontology annotation, cellular component: nucleus. The record is from RefSeq and is a predicted model, not a curated record. The transcript is spliced from 2 exons. Bases 195 to 1007 code for a protein of 270 amino acids. Gene Ontology annotation, biological process: regulation of DNA-templated transcription.
ACUCUCUCUCUCUCCCUCUCUUCAAACAUCGGCAGUAGUGUCGGGCUGCUCACUUCUCUCUUCUCUCUGUGAGAGUUAGGGUUUGGUUUGCAUGUGAAGGGGGAUCGGUGAACAACUCUUCGGCUAAGAUGGCGAUGGGGGGCAUUUCAAUGAGGUCAUUUUAAUAUAGAAAAAAGACAGUGCUAUUAUUAGAUAUGGAUCAAGCAGAACAGCAGCAGCACCAGCAACAGCAGCCAGUGGUGGGAAUUGUAGCUGGUGGGGGUCAGAUGGCCUACUCUUCUCCUUCCUACCAUAAUCCACCUGUUAUGGCUUCAGGCACUUCUACUGUACCUUUGCCUUCUCCAACUCAGCCUCCUACCACAUUUCCUACUUCUCAGCAUCAACUUGCCUACCAACAUGCCCAGCAGUUCCAUCACCAACAGCAGCAGCAGCAGCAGCAACAGCUUCAAGUAUUCUGGACCAACCAAAUGCAAGAAAUUGAGCAAACAACUGACUUCAAAAACCACAGCCUCCCACUUGCCCGAAUCAAGAAAAUAAUGAAGGCUGACGAGGAUGUUAGGAUGAUUUCGGCAGAGGCUCCAGUCAUAUUCGCAAAGGCAUGUGAGAUGUUCAUCUUGGAGUUGACAUUGCGAUCUUGGAUCCACACAGAAGAGAAUAAAAGGAGGACCCUCCAGAAGAAUGAUAUCGCUGCUGCCAUUUCAAGGACUGAUGUCUUUGAUUUCCUGGUAGAUAUCAUUCCAAGAGACGAGUUGAAGGAGGAGGGACUUGGCGUCACUAAGGCUACCAUCCCAAUGAUGGGUUCUCCGGCUGAUUCCAUUCCGUACUACUAUGUCCCAACCCAACUUCCGGUUGGACCAGCAGGGAUGAUGAUGGGAAAGCCAGUCGAUCAAGCAGCAAUGUACGCCAGUCAGCAACCUCGGCCACCCAUGGCAUUCAUGCCAUGGCCCCAACCUCAGCCCCAACAGCCUGAGCAACAUCAAACCCAGCAGCAACAGAGUGACACUUGAUCGUACGACGCAGCUGGCCAUGCCUUCUGAUGGGUGUUGGCGAAAUGUAUCUCUGCUGUCUUAUUUGUAGGACGUGGUAGUUGUAUCGUUAGUGUGCAGUUCUUUUUAGAACUUAGCGGAUGCUUUAUGACCAAAAGUCAAAUGUAUGUCAACUGUAUUAUGUAGCUCUGCAUUGUGCCGAAGUUCUUAAUGUGCCGCCUUCUUGUUAA